AUGGAGGAAAAGAACGCAACUAUGGAACCGGAAAACGAACAGUUUUAUCCAAGUUCCCAAGAGAGCGAGGACGACGAAGAAGAUAAGAAUGACAAAAGUGAUAAAAAGAAACCAUACAUAAUGGAUCCUGAUCAUCGCCUCAUUUUGCGUGUCACCAAGCCAUUGCUGCAAAGCCGGAAUUCUGCUGUUGUAUUGGCUGUCGCUCGACUCUAUCAUCAUUGUGCCCCUGCUUGUGAAGUUGGAGUUGUAACGAGAGCGCUCGUAAGGCUUCUCAAAGGACACAGAGAAGUUCAAUAUGUCGUUCUUAGCAAUAUAGCAACAUUAUCAUCGACAAGGAAGGGAAUGUUUGAAGCGCAUCUGAAAAGUUUCUUCGUUCAUUCCAACGACUCAAAAUAUAUCAAAACAUUUAAGCUUGAAAUAAUGACGAACAUCGCUUCGGAAAGUAAUAUAACGUUGCUAUUGCGGGAAUUUCAGAAUUACAUCAACAAUUCGGACAAAGAGUUCGUUGCGUCGACGAUACAAGCCAUUGGCCGUUGUGCAUCGAACAUUCCCGAAGUUACAGAUACCUGUUUAACCGGUCUAGUUAGACUGCUAUCCAAUAGGAAUGAAACGGUGGUGGCUGAAAGCGUUGUAAUGAUAAAAAAAUUAUUACAAUUAAAGCAUAAAGAUAAAUCUCAAAUAAUCAUACAAAUGACGAAAAUACUGAAUAAAAUUACGGUUCCCAUGGCUCGUGCCAGUAUCAUUUGGCUCGUCGGUGAAUAUGCGGAACGUGUUCCAAAAGUUGCCCCGGAUGUACUGAGAAUAGCCGCGAAGUCAUUCACAAAGGAGGAGGAUAUUGUGAAAUUACAAAUCAUCAAUCUUGGUGCGAAAUUAAUUCUAAUCAAUCCAAACCAGACUCAGCAGUUGUGUCAAUAUGUAUUAAAUCUCGCCAAAUAUGACCAGAGCUACGAUAUAAGGGAUCGAGCGCGAUUUUUACGUCCCAUUGUGUUUCCCGGAGAGAAGGUGGGACAGAUUGUUAAACACUCCAAGAAGAUAUUGCUGGCUUCCAAACCACCUCCCGUGUUAGAGUCAUCUUUCAAAGGUCAUGGUGAGUUCAUCGUCGGCUCUCUCUCUCAUCUCAUAAACGCACGAGCGUCUGGCUAUCAAGAACUUCCCGAAUACCCCGAGGUCCCUCCCGAUCCCUCUGUUAGAAACGUCGAGGUCGAGCCGUUGUGGGAGAAAUCUAAAUCGAAGUCAAGAUCAAAGAAAAAGUCUACAUUUUACUCAAGUGAAUCUGAAUCCGACUCUGCGUCGGAAUCUGAAUCAGGCUCCGGUUCAAGUGGAAGCAGCGGAAGUGAAAGUGAGAGCGAUGAAGGCAGCGAGAGCGUCAGUAAAUCUAGCAUGGAGUCUUUACCUGGAUCGGAAACAGAAAGCCAAGAGAGCGACGACGAAAGGAAAAGAAUGAAAGAGCAAAGAGUCGAAAAAAUCAGAAAGUCAGAGCAGCAUCGAGUCGAAAACGAUUCCUGUGGCUCCUGUUGUAAAUGGUCCUACAUAAGAACAUUCUUUCCCCUCGCUGGUGGACGAUAUGAAAACACUUUCCCUUGGUGUCGUACAGAAUGGAGUUGCUGCGGUUGUGCAAAAGGUCGUAACGGACUUCUCCAAUUGAGGACUUAUGAACUGCUCAAUAAGAUGGCUGGUCGUGGAUUGCAGGCUCAAUACAAGUUCCCGGAGUCCGUGUCUGUAUUCGACUACGAUGGUCGCCAAAGUGGGACUCGGCAGAAAAUAGCCGAUUUUCCUAAGAUUGAAUCGAUCGGUAUUGGUUCUACAGUCACCGUGAGCAUGGGGAUAGAUUUUAAGGAUACUAUACAACCAGUUAGUUUUGAGAUAUGCACGAAGUCCGAUAAGUUUACUGUCAAGUUGAAAUGCCCGAUGGGAGAACAGCUUCACGCGAGGCCGAUAACUGAAAAUGACUUUCUUACUUUGCAAAAGAAGUUGUCGGGUAUGAAUGAAAGCUCUCUGACUGUGGAUAUCCCGCAGGAGAACUGCGAGGAACGCGUGCUCGCGUCGAAAAUCCUGGGUUGUGCGAGUGUAGCGGCAUUACCCAGAAAUAGCAUUAAUUAUUAUAGGUUUUCUGGGUCGGCUACUUCAUCCGGGGUCCCCGUAUUGAUAACUGUCGAACUUAAGGAGUAUGGAAAAGAGAGUAGGAUUACGGUGAAUUGCGAAAAAAUGACAAUCAAUUCAAUUUUGGCGAAAGAACUGGUCGCCGCUGUGGGAAAAGUAUGAUACGUCCAUGUUAACGCACAUUU
Molecule: messenger RNA, 2285 nt
Organism: Xenia sp. Carnegie-2017
Lineage: Eukaryota; Metazoa; Cnidaria; Anthozoa; Malacalcyonacea; Xeniidae
Product: AP-3 complex subunit beta-1-like
Biological process (GO): intracellular protein transport; vesicle-mediated transport
Cellular component (GO): membrane coat
Source: RefSeq, a predicted model, not a curated record